Molecule: messenger RNA, 480 nt
Organism: Pyricularia oryzae 70-15
Lineage: Eukaryota; Fungi; Ascomycota; Sordariomycetes; Magnaporthales; Pyriculariaceae
Exons: 1
Coding region: 1-480 (159 amino acids)
Source: RefSeq, a predicted model, not a curated record
AUGCGAAAAUUUUUGGAAUCCAUAUUUUGGCCAAACCGCGCCGCGUCCCCGAGCGUGGCGCGAGACUACUACCGCCAGGCUGACAUGCUGCAGGCGCCACAUCUGGCGGGUUCCAAGAGCCGCAUCGACUUCCGCAGCCUGGCCGUGGCCCCCGAGUUCCAGCGGCGCGGCUACGGCGAGACGAUGGUGCAGUGGCUGGGCCUGCAGGCGUGGGAGGAGGACGUUCCCGUCUUUGGCGACGCCAGCACCAACGGACUGCCCAUCUACCUGCGCAACCAGUGCAAAGAGAUUGGCAAGAUCCACCUGAAGCAACAGGUCGUCGGACUGGGGAGCGGCAAGGAUUGUUUGAUAUGUUCACCCAUGGAUGUCAUUUGCCUGAGAUGGAAGUCUCCCGAGGGGGUGCCGAUUUGGGAUGCAGCGUCGCACUUCAAGUUUGUGGCGGAAAAGCCGACCGACAUCUCGGGAAUGCUGGAACUAUGA